Messenger RNA from Colletotrichum spaethianum, 540 nucleotides. RefSeq names its product putative efflux pump mfs2. The record is from RefSeq and is a predicted model, not a curated record. The coding region runs from base 1 to 540 and encodes 179 amino acids. Gene Ontology annotation, molecular function: transmembrane transporter activity. The transcript is spliced from 2 exons. Gene Ontology annotation, biological process: transmembrane transport. NCBI's taxonomy places the organism in Eukaryota, Fungi, Ascomycota, Sordariomycetes, Glomerellales, Glomerellaceae.
AUGCUCGCUACACAACCUAUCAUCCAAAGUCUGGCGCUCUACCAGGCUUUCAACUUUGGGUUUCUUUACCUCAUUAUCUCCGGGUUUCCUGCACUAUGGGAAGACCACUAUGAUAUGAGUAACGGAAAGGCUAACUUGAACUACAUUUCGGUCGCCGCGGGUUCGAUGAUCGGUGUUUUGAUGUGCGGUCCAGCUAUGGACGCGACCUAUCGCAGACUCAAGCUCCGCUACGGAAUUGAUGAAGACCAAACGGAUACUCCAGAGUUUCGUGUACCCUUGAUGAUUCCUGUCGUAAUCAUCUCACCCUGUGGUAUAUUGUUAUUGGAAUUGCAAUUACUGUCGGAAGUAGUAUGGAAUCGUACCAAUGCAUAUCAGCCUACAUCGCCGACUGUUUCUCACUUCACACCGCCUCCGCACCAGCUGCUUGCUGCUUCCUCAGAUCAAUGGCCGCUUUCGCAUUCCCGCUCCUUGUCCCUGCACUUUUCGGUAAUCUCGGAUAGGGCUGGGGUGGCAGUGUGUUGGCAAUUGUUGCCGGGGUAG